CUCUCAUUUCGAACCCUUUGAGGCCAAGGAAGUGGAGAGAGGGAAGAAUUCGCUCUCGGUUCCGCUAAGGUUCUUCGCGGGAUCCUCUCCUGCUAUUCGAUCUUCGGAUCUAAUCGUAUCUGGAGGUACAAAACAAUUUCAAACCAUGAAAUUCUGCUGAAUGGAACUUUAUUGCAGUUCAUCGAGGGGUGAAGGAUUGAAUGGAAAAUGACGGGAGGGUUCAGAGUGCUGCAUCUUGUCAGACCAUUUUUGGCGAUUUUGCCCGAGGUACAGAAUGCUGAUCGGAGAAUUCCAUUUCGGGAGAAAGUGAUCUACACUGUAAUAUCUCUUUUCAUCUUUCUGGUCUGCAGUCAGCUGCCACUUUAUGGCAUUCACUCAACAACAGGUGCCGACCCCUUCUACUGGAUGCGUGUUAUCCUUGCAUCGAAUAGGGGGACAGUUAUGGAGCUGGGAAUUACUCCUAUUGUUACUUCAGGAUUGGUGAUGCAACUGUUGACAGGAUCAAAGAUUAUUGAAGUUGACAACAGCGUAAGAGAGGAUCGUGUUCUACUAAAUGGCGCACAGAAUUUACUGGGCAUCUUAAUCGCCGUUGGUGAGGCAGUUGCAUAUGUUCUGUCUGGGAUGUAUGGCAGUGUCAGUCAACUUGGUGCAGGAAAUGCUAUACUCAUAAUCCUACAACUUUGCUUUGCUGGCAUCAUUGUCAUUUGCUUAGAUGAACUUCUUCAGAAAGGAUAUGGUCUUGGAUCUGGUAUUUCUUUAUUUAUAGCAACCAACAUCUGUGAAAACAUUAUCUGGAAGGCAUUCAGCCCCACUACUAUUAACAGUGGAAGAGGUGCUGAAUUUGAAGGUGCUGUUAUUGCUUUGUUCCAUUUAUUGAUAACUCGAACAGACAAGGUCCGAGCUCUUCAUGAGGCUUUCUACCAUCAGAAUCUUCCAAAUGUGACAAACCUGCUUGCUACAGUUUUGGUCUUUCUUAUUGUAAUCUUUUUCCAAGGUUUUCGUAUUGUUCUACCUGUGAGAUCGAAGAAUGCCCGGGGUCAACAGGGCUCCUACCCUAUCAAGCUAUUUUACACCUCUAACAUGCCCAUCAUCUUACAAUUGGCACUUGUUUCCAAUCUCUACUUCAUUUCCCAGUUGCUGUACAGGAGGUACAGUGGAAAUUUUUUUGUAAAUCUGCUGGGAAAGUGGCAGCAAUCAGAAUAUUCAGGAGGUCAAUCCAUCCCUGUAGGUGGUCUUGCUUACUACGUGACAGCACCAUCAAGCCUGGCAGAUAUGGCUGCCAAUCCAUUCCAUGCUCUCUUCUAUAUAGUUUUUAUGCUGUUAUCUUGUGCGCUUUUCUCAAAGACGUGGAUAGAGGUUUCUGGAUCAUCAGCAUGAGAUGUGGCUAAACAGCUCAAGGAACAACAAAUGGUGAUGCCUGGUCAUAGGGAGUCCAAUCUACAGAAGGAGUUGAACCGCUACAUUCCAACUGCUGCAGCAUUUGGGGGCAUGUGCAUCGGUGCCUUGACGGUUCUUGCAGAUUUCAUGGGAGCAAUUGGUUCUGGAACGGGGAUACUACUUUCUGUGACUAUCAUAUAUCAAUAUUUUGAGAUGUUUGAAAAGGAGAGAGCAACUGAGAUUGGGUUCUUCGGAUUUUGAUUCCUGGAAAGUCGCACGGAGGACAAUCUAGAUGAAGGCUAAAAAGAGAGCCAUUUCUUGCAGUUUUGGGGAAACAUGAAUGUGGGACAGAUACAACUAUACAAGGCCUUUUUAACAUCAGGUGUAGGAGUACAAGAAGUUUAGCUUUCACCAGUGUAGUUUUUUUUGUUCACACAGACUAUUCUGAUGCUGGAUAGACCAAGUUGAAAGGAAGAUGUGUUGUGUCCAGCCAAAGUAGACAACAUAUUGUUAGUAUUUCAAUUCAGUUUAAUUUCGUUUGAUCUUUUAAGAAGCUAACAGAUAAAUGUUGAUCUCUAAUUAUCUUUGUACAAUGAAUUGUUACCGCUUAAUGUUUUUA
Phoenix dactylifera (date palm) is the source of this 1996-nucleotide messenger RNA. Its product is annotated as protein transport protein Sec61 subunit alpha-like. Gene Ontology annotation, biological process: protein transport. NCBI's taxonomy places the organism in Eukaryota, Viridiplantae, Streptophyta, Magnoliopsida, Arecales, Arecaceae. Gene Ontology annotation, cellular component: membrane. The record is from RefSeq and is a predicted model, not a curated record.